Molecule: messenger RNA, 1332 nt
Organism: Helianthus annuus (common sunflower)
Lineage: Eukaryota; Viridiplantae; Streptophyta; Magnoliopsida; Asterales; Asteraceae
Product: FK506-binding protein 3-like
Exons: 2
Coding region: 1-1332 (443 amino acids)
Source: RefSeq, a predicted model, not a curated record
AUGGAAAGUCAUCUAAAGAUUUAUGUUCAUGCGGCAUUCAAUGAGAUUGAAGUAAAAAGGGCUGAAGAGCGAAAAACUGAAAGAGAAAGGCGACUGGCUGAAGAAGCUACACGGAGAAGGAAAAGUAUUAUUGAAGAAACUCAAGAAGCAGGUGGUUCUUCAGGCCAAGUCGAUGUGGAAAUGGUUGAAGCUGAAGCAGAUCCUCUGGGAUUCGUGCUUGUUGGUGAGUCCUCUGAAUCUCUUGAUCUUAAUGAUAUUCUUCACCGAGUACAAGUCUUGCAGAAGAAAAGGAAAGCAAGAGAAGUGUUAAUGCUGAAAUGGAAAGAUGAAGAAGAAGUAGAGGAAGAGACUCCGAAUUUUAUUCUUGUUGGUAAAGCUUCUUCGGUACCUUACAGCAUCAAAGAAAUUGUUCGCCAAAUCAAGGUCAAAGAAAGGCGAAGAGAAGCUAAGAUAGCUCGUGGUGAAAUUGUUGAUGAUGAUUCUGAUAUAGAAUGGUUUGGUGACGAAGAAGAAGAUGAAGAUAAUAAUGAUAACGAUGAUGACAAGUCUGAUAAGAAAGAUGAUAAGGAUAACAAGAAGGAUGAUGAUGAUCAGGGUGCUUCUGGGUUACUGGAGGAUGAUUUACAUCAUGAAGCCUCGACAUCUGGAAAACAACAUGCAGAUCAGGUAUUCCUUACGAAUCCAACUGUUAUUCUCUUGCAUGCUCAACAUGAGGGGGAGCUCGAGGUUUCGAGAUCAAGGGCAGAGAUGUUAGAGGAAUUGGGGUUGAAUGAUGGGAAAUUUAAAUUUGAUAUCGAAGAUGAAAUUCCUCAGUCACCGGAAAAGGAGUUUGAGUUCAGUUAUGCUCAUGAAGCUGAUCACUACAAUGAUGUUAUUGUUGAAGAUGCUUCAGACUCUUCUGAUGAAGAAACUGAUUUUCAUUAUUCUGGAAUUGAUGAAAUAUUUCCUUCGUUGACAGAAAUGUUCAAGGAUCGAAAUGAAGAUGAGAUUAGAAGGAAAAUUGUGGAAAAGGUUUCAACUAAAGGUGUUCCAGAAACCAUUCCAAGAGAAAUUUUAGCUGAAGAAAGAAAGAAGUGGUUCAAAGUAAUGCCCAGAGAAAGAAAGUCUCUCAGGGCACUUCAGUUCUUUACUCACAGCAAAAACAUCUCAUGGGGUGUCAUUCUAUCAUGGGGUUAUCUUGAAGAUCUCCAGGUCUAUGCCAUUAGACAGGAACAGGGGGUACAGUAUUUUGAAUUUCUGUCAGACAUAAGGACCCUCCCAUGGUGGGACGUAGAUGAGUUGGUCAAGACAAAGAAUAUCAAGCAGUUCUACCAUGGUUUGGAAGUAAAAUAA